CAAAAUAUUAAUAUAAACCAUAAUAGUAUUUCAAUAAUACUAAAAUAACACUGUUCUGUACAAUCCUGUACAUUCCUCAAAGCCCGAGAACAGGUGAUGGAAACUAACUAACUGCCCGUGUAAAUAUACCGGAUAACUCAAGACACUUUGCCUCUCAGUAUGUUUGUCUGAUCUGCUUACGGCUGACAGACACAAAUGAGUUGUGUUCGGCAGUGACUUGCCCAAACCUAAUGUGUGAACCACUAGGGACCAGAGAAGUGGCUUAUUUAUUGAAGCCAAGUCCAAUCUCUGGUGUGGCCAUGGACAAACUCAAAUAGAUUCAUUGCAUGACACUGCUUGCAAUGCAAAUGUAUUAAUAUCCCCGGCUGUAGAGAUGCACACUAACCUAACCCUAGAGUAGGCGCUGUGUAGGUACGAGCCACGUCCUACUGAACUGGCCUGAGUCCCACAAGGUCACGGGGCUUCCUGCUUUCAAAUUUAGCUUCAUGAAAAGCCAUGGAUUAUGUCUUGGGACUCUCAUAUUUCGUCUUCAGAGGAGUGGUUGUGAUGGCCACCCCUCAGGUGUUAAGAGGUGGGAGAUAUUUCAAUCACACUGCACUCGUUCUGUCGCUCCUCUCUGUCUGCACUGCAUUCAUUCAACGGAGAGGAACUUGAGUUGGGUUUUGGAUUUAUUAUGAAGAACUUGAGGACUUAUGAGUGAUAUGUGGGAUGUGACAGACCUUUGAACUACGGACUAAACACAGGAUUCAGCGUGCAGAAAGUUUGAGGAGGUGUCAUGGAUACGUUAGCUUUAGAGGCAAAAGCAGGAAAGACUGAUGGCGCAGCAGCUCCUGCUCCCUCUAAACCCAGGCCAAAACCUCCUAAAAAAGCGAGACGAAUUGUUUACUUUGAGGUGGAGAUACUACAUGUCAAAACCCGUGAAAAACUACUGCUCCUGGAUAAGGUAGAGCCAACAGCCACUAUUUUGGACAUUAAGUCUCUGUUCCACAAAUCAAAUCCACAAUGGUAUCCUGCCAGACAGUCUUUAUGCCUGGACCCAAAAGGAAAACCCUUAAGAGAUGAAGAUAUCCUGCAGGAGCUCCCUGUGGGAACCACUGCAACCUUCUACUUUAAAGACCUGGGAUCCCAGAUGACCUGGGGAACUGUGUUCCUAAUCGAGUGCAUUGGACCACUUGUCAUAUACCUGCUGUUUUAUUUUCGACUCCCUUUAAUCUACGCUCCCAAGUAUGAGUUCACCGCCAGUAAGCAUUUGGUUGUGCAUAUAGCCUGUAUGUGUCACUCCUUCCACUAUGGGAAGCGAAUCUUGGAGACGUUGUUCGUCCACCGCUUCUCCCAUGGCACCAUGCCGAUGCGCAACAUUUUCAAAAACGGCUCCUAUUACUGGUGCUCUGCUGCAUGGAUGGCUUAUUACAUCAAUCACCCUCUCUACACGCCGCCAUAUUAUGGGGAGAAGCAGGUGAAGGCAGCGCUGGGAAUCUUUCUAUUCUGUCAACUGGGCAGCUUGUCGAUUCACAUGGCUCUGCGUAAUCUCAAACUAUCUGGCACGAAGGUUAAGAAGAUUCCUUAUCCAACCAAGAAUCCUUUUACAUGGAUAUUUGCACUUGUUUCAUGCCCAAACUACACAUAUGAGCUGGGCUCCUGGAUUGGAUUCACACUGAUGACCCAGUGUGUGCCCGUGUUGUUCUUCACUGUGGUGGGAUUCAUACAGAUGACGAUUUGGGCCAAAGGAAAGCAUCGCAGCUACCUGAAGGAGUUCAAAGAGUAUCCCACACUGCGCUCCCCAAUCCUACCUUUCAUCCUAUAGCAGGAAAACAAACCACUCAA
Molecule: messenger RNA, 1824 nt
Organism: Rhinichthys klamathensis goyatoka
Lineage: Eukaryota; Metazoa; Chordata; Actinopteri; Cypriniformes; Leuciscidae
Gene: tecra
Product: trans-2,3-enoyl-CoA reductase a
Exons: 11
Coding region: 776-1804 (342 amino acids)
Biological process (GO): very long-chain fatty acid biosynthetic process
Molecular function (GO): oxidoreductase activity, acting on the CH-CH group of donors
Source: RefSeq, a predicted model, not a curated record